AUGGCCAACAACUGGACUGAACUGACAACUAGUUCUCCAGAAGGCAUCGUCGCCGGACCUGUCGACGAGUCCAAUUUCUUUGAAUGGGAAGCUCUCAUAGCUGGUCCAGAUGGUACGCCUUUUGAGGGCGGUGUAUUCGCCUCUCGGCUCACAUUCCCCGCGGACUAUCCCCUUUCUCCACCAGAGAUGCGCUUCACCAGCGAGAUAUUUCAUCCAAACAUCUACCCCGAUGGCCGAGUCUGCAUCUCAAUUCUCCACGCCCCCGGCGACGAUCCGCUGGGUUAUGAGACGUCAUCAGAACAACCCAAUGACGAGAGUGCGGCCAACGUAGACGCUGCCAAGACCUGGCGUGAAGAUCGAGCACGCUUCAACGAGAUGGCUCUCCGCAGUGUCCGCCUCAGUCUCGGACUUCCUCCCGAGGGUGACCUUCCCAGCUGA
This is a messenger RNA of Dibothriocephalus latus, 438 nucleotides long. The record is from the annotation of a GenBank genome assembly. NCBI's taxonomy places the organism in Eukaryota, Metazoa, Platyhelminthes, Cestoda, Diphyllobothriidea, Diphyllobothriidae.